GAAAACACGUCGAAGGCGUUAGGGCUAAAGGCUACCGCGUCGUCGUUUACAAAUAAAACCUUGUUUGUAAUAUAAAUUUAUUUAAGUGUUAAAUUAAAUGUUAAUGGCGGGCGGUUUUCUCUCCUGAACUUGUGUGGUAGAAAAGAGCGACUUUACUGAUCAGCGCUGAGGUGGCGUGAUCUAAACUGUUCACACAUUGGCAGGCAGCGCAGCAGCAGAUGAUUUCAGAGAUCCAACCUACUAACUCUCCCCUCCAUCUACCCAUAUGUGAAGACUAUGUGAGAAAGCUCGCACUGACAGCUUCCCCAGCGGCGUUCACCACGGCGGGUAACAUCAAACCUACCGUGUGCAGGGUGGUCAUCUACCUGCAGAGGGACAUGUCGGGAGAGAGCUGCCUGCACCCGCUCCGGCCUCGGGCUGACCCCGUUCUCUCCAUCUCUUCCACCGAAUGUCCCAAGAUUAAGACCUGCAGCCAGCGCGAUGUCGCAGGGAGCAAAUACGUUCGCCUAAACGUGGGAGGAGCGCUCUACUAUUCCACUGUGCAGGUGCUCACGCGACAGGACACAUUGUUCAAGUCCAUGUUUAGCGGCAAGAUGGAGGUCUUCACCGACAAGGAAGGAUGGAUUUUAAUAGACCGUUGUGGAAAACACUUCGGUUCGAUUCUCAGCUAUUUGCGGGACGGAAGCGUAACUUUGCCCAAGAGCAGGCAGGGGGUCAUGGAGCUUUUCACUGAGGCGAAGUAUUAUGAGAUCCAGGGGCUGAUCGACUUGUGUCAGCAGGCACUUCAGGACAAUAUGCAGAAAGCUUUGUGCGUUAUCCCGGUCAUCACAUCUCACAAGGAAGAGGAGAGAUUGAUACAGGGCUGUACGAGGCCUGCAGUAAAGCUCCUCUACAAUCGAGGGAACAACAAAUAUUCCUACACCAGCAACUCCGAUGACAACUUGCUCAAGAACAUCGAGCUGUUUGAGAAGUUGUCGCUGAGCUACAACGGACGCGUGCUGUUCAUCAAGGACAUAAUCGGCGACGAGAUCUGUUGCUGGUCCUUUUACGGACAGGGUCGCAAAUUAGCAGAAGUUUGCUGCACAUCCAUCGUCUAUGCUACUGAGAAAAAGCAGACCAAGGUGGAGUUUCCCGAGGCCCGCAUCUACGAAGAGACACUAAAUGCUCUGCUUUAUGAGACACUCCCGGUUCCUGACAACUCUCUCCUGGAAGCCACACGCAGACGAGCUCAUUGCUGCUCACACAGCGAGGAGGAUGAGAGCGUGGAGCUGAGAGAGCGAGUACGGCGCAUACACAUCAAGAGAUACAGCACCUACGACGACAGACCACUGGGACACUAGCUGAGAACCGAGUCUUGUCCACUAAAGAGCGAAAGCUUGCACAAACUACUGAGAACUCGUGUGUGCGCGCACACACACACAGACAGACACACACUUGGGAGACGUUGUUGAGUGAGUGCGAGCACGAAUGAUAACACUAUAUUCAGAGCACCCCGUAAGCCACGAAUUAUCACAUCGGGGUGUCGCGUAAGUGAAUCCUCUCAGAUACUGAUAAACUGAUAAACGCAUCAUUUUGACCGGUACGUCUUUCCGAAGGGAGAACGCACACUUGCCAGGUUUUCCGGUGACGUAUACUUAAGUGUACCGAACAGCAUGGAAGUGUGAGCUUUCGCCCACAGCCGAAAAUUCUGUGAGAAAUAUCACACUACAGACAACUCUCUUUUUGACAAUAUUUAACCACUGUUUUAACUCCAUAUCACGAUGAAUCCUGACAAUCUGGUAAAAAAAAAUAAUAAAUCUUUUAGAUUUCUUUAUUUUGCGUCAUGAAAAAUGACCAGCACUAUUGUAGAAUGUCUUUAACCUCCUUUAAGUCAUUUUAUAACCUAUUUUUAUUUAAAGCUCUGUAUAGACACUAGAAUUUAAACUGACUGAUCAUCAUACCACUUCUUUAAAAAAACGAAUCCUAUAAUGUGAACACACAGCAAGCCUUGCUUGUGUUUUUAAUAUUUGUAUGUAUUUAUAUCAGAAUUGUAAUACUGACAGCCUUUUCCUUUUUUUUUUUUUUUUGGGAUUAAACCACAUUGCAGAUUAAUUGACAAAUUAGGAAAGACACCUUGUGUCUUUUUCUUUGAUAUUUUAGGAUGCCUUAGUGCCACUCAUGCCUUCCUGUGUAUUAAGAAAACAAAAGUGCGCCUAAGAUCGAAAUAAGUUCUGAUAUGAGAUCUAAUCAUAAUGUUGGGGAAUCGGUAGAAGUUGGCUCCAAAUGUGCUUUUGAACUUCACUAGUUAUAUAUUUGUGAUUCUUCUUACAUGAUGUAUUUUUGUUAAAUCUGUAGGUUUAUUUUAUCAAGCUUUUCAUACACUUUAUAAAAGAUUUUAUUUAAA
Messenger RNA from Clarias gariepinus (North African catfish), 2383 nucleotides. RefSeq names its product tumor necrosis factor, alpha-induced protein 1 (endothelial) (gene tnfaip1). The transcript is spliced from 9 exons. Gene Ontology annotation, molecular function: protein binding; ubiquitin-protein transferase activity. Gene Ontology annotation, cellular component: Cul3-RING ubiquitin ligase complex. NCBI's taxonomy places the organism in Eukaryota, Metazoa, Chordata, Actinopteri, Siluriformes, Clariidae. Bases 219 to 1340 code for a protein of 373 amino acids. Gene Ontology annotation, biological process: negative regulation of Rho protein signal transduction; protein homooligomerization; proteasome-mediated ubiquitin-dependent protein catabolic process. The record is from RefSeq and is a predicted model, not a curated record.